CGGUUACCGGGGAAGUGAAGGUGUGACAUUCCGUGCUGUCAGGAGUGGUUUAAGUCUGGGCUGCUCACCCAGAUCAAAUCCAGACCAUGUACCACUUCCUCACUGGCUCCUUAAAGCAUGCCACUGGCCAUGGGGAGGUGUGGACAGAAACCUCCAAGUUCUCCCAGUUUGGCUGGAGGUGCACCACCAAUGAGAACGAUUACUCACACAAAGUACUUAUGGGGAACUGGAAUGAAGAGCGCUACGACAUUGAGAACAUUGCACAACCCAAACCACUUCCUUCCCAAUAUGCUCACUGCUUUGAAACGACGUAUUCUUCGGAUUACAACAAGGACAAGGACCAGAGAACAAGAAGAUUUGAACAAGAACCUCAUUGGUUUCCAGGCCACCAGCCUGAGUUGGAACCUCCUUUGUUCAAAUCAACUGCCCAGUCCUGCUACACAAUUGACUACAGGCCUCCACACAGCAACUGCUCAUGUACAGCACUUACAGAAGGAAGAAAAAGGAUGCAGAAAAAGCAACAGAGAUGAAGGGAAUCUGCAGACUAUGCCUUCAGGAUAACAGGAGGCCUGUCUGUUAGCAGCGCUGUAAAGUUAUCCCUCAAACCAAAACAACCUGUCCUGCAUUAAAGCCAAAUAUAGCAUCUUGUGAAAUA
Molecule: messenger RNA, 655 nt
Organism: Phasianus colchicus (ring-necked pheasant)
Lineage: Eukaryota; Metazoa; Chordata; Aves; Galliformes; Phasianidae
Gene: CFAP68
Product: cilia and flagella associated protein 68
Biological process (GO): flagellated sperm motility
Cellular component (GO): nucleus
Source: RefSeq, a predicted model, not a curated record